CGCGUCAUUAUUGGAGAGGAGGGCCUGGGCGACUGUCCAAACACUGACUCGCAGUGAAUGGAUGGAACUUCAACUACAUCUUGUACCAUUCGUGUAUCUCAGGAACAACAGAAAGAAGCUGUUGGUAGUCCUGCUGUUGAUAGUAUCACUGGCUAUCAUUCGUGUCAGUAUCAGAGCACAAGUUCAAGAUGACAGUAGUGUAAUACGCACAGUUCAAAGAUCUAAAAUGGACCCGCCUAGUAGAACAAGAGCUUACUUGCAUCGUUCCAAUCUUGUAAAUGACAGUGAUCCGGUUAUAAGCUCACCUCAAAACAAGAAUCAAGUGGAGAGAGAAAGAUUUCAAAGGAAACAGAUACACAGCUUUUGCACACACCACAAACGCCGUAGGAGAUACUUUUCAUUCCCAUCUGAGAGCGAUCAAAGAAAAAGACUAUUCAGUCGUCUUCUGUUUGAUGACAAACAUCACGCUAUACUCUGCUUUGUGGAACAGACUGGAUGCACUGACUUGAUAGGUACUAUCAUAAGGAGUUGGACUGGUAGCAGUUCAUCAAGUGAUGAAUAUACUAUCAAAGGAGACAGCUUUGCUGACAAGAAUUUGACAGAUACUGCAAGAAGAAAGAAAGUGCGCUCAAACUAUAAAAUAAUGGUGGUUAGGAACCCAUUGGAGAGACUGGUUCUGAGCUAUAAGAAUUUAAUAGAGCCUCCAUUGACGAGUUUACACUUUGUCUUUCCUAACGACAUCAAAUUAGAGAUACUAAUGCGCUAUAGGUCAAGGGAAUACAGGGAAUGGAAAACAGAGGGAAUGAAGUACCCACUGAAUGUGACAUUCAUGGAAUUUGUGCUAUACUAUGUCAAUGAAGAAAGCGAAGACCUUGACCCACACUUUCAAACAAUGACAGACCUGUGUCAUCCCUGUCGCAUACACUAUGACUUUUAUCCAAAUACCAAAACUUGCAGUGAAGACAUCAAUGCAAUCACUAGUAAACUCUCAAUAAACUCAACAUCAACCAAUCACCAUGAUCAGUAUCAAGAGAAGCUCCUACUUACUGAGUAUUAUUCUCAGCUCCCUAAGAGGCUAAAGAAGAAA
This is a messenger RNA of Amphimedon queenslandica, 1087 nucleotides long. Its product is annotated as carbohydrate sulfotransferase 14-like. Gene Ontology annotation, cellular component: membrane. NCBI's taxonomy places the organism in Eukaryota, Metazoa, Porifera, Demospongiae, Haplosclerida, Niphatidae. Gene Ontology annotation, molecular function: sulfotransferase activity. The transcript is spliced from 4 exons. Gene Ontology annotation, biological process: carbohydrate biosynthetic process. The record is from RefSeq and is a predicted model, not a curated record. The annotation marks the transcript as partial.